Molecule: messenger RNA, 1292 nt
Organism: Hirundo rustica (Barn swallow)
Lineage: Eukaryota; Metazoa; Chordata; Aves; Passeriformes; Hirundinidae
Product: metastasis-associated protein MTA2
Exons: 12
Biological process (GO): negative regulation of transcription by RNA polymerase II
Cellular component (GO): NuRD complex; nucleoplasm
Molecular function (GO): histone deacetylase binding; transcription corepressor activity; chromatin binding
Source: RefSeq, a predicted model, not a curated record
GGUUGCCGAACGUCUCCGGGGGUACCCGAAGCUUCUCCGGAGGUGCCCGAAGGGCUCCGAACCGGCCGUGCCGGCGCGGAGGCGGCGGGAGCGGCGAUGAAGCGCGGCCGGGGCCGGGCCCGGGGGUAGCGCGGCCGAACGAGCGGCCAUGGCGGCCAACAUGUACCGCGUCGGCGACUACGUCUACUUCGAGAACUCCUCCAGCAACCCUUACCUGGUGCGGCGCAUCGAGGAGCUCAACAAGACGGCCAAUGGCAACGUGGAGGCCAAGGUGGUUUGUCUGUUCCGGCGGCGCGACAUCUCCAGCAGCCUCAACAGCCUGGCCGACAGCAACGCCCGCGAGUUCGAGGAGGAGUCGAAGCAGCCGCCGAUGACGGAGCAGCAGCGGCACCAGCUCAAGCACCGGGAGCUGUUCCUGUCCCGCCAGUUCGAGUCGCUCCCCGCCACCCACAUCCGGGGGAAGUGCAGCGUGACGCUGCUGAACGAGACCGACAUCCUGGGGCAGUACCUGGAGAAGGAGGAUUGCUUCUUCUACUCGCUGGUGUUCGACCCCGUGCAGAAAACGCUGCUGGCGGACCAGGGCGAGAUCAGGGUGGGCUGCAAGUACCAGGCCGAGAUCCCCGAACGCCUGGCCGAAGGUGAGUCGGACAACCGGAACCAGCAGAAGAUGGAGAUGAAGGUGUGGGACCCCGACAACCCGCUGACGGACCGGCAGAUCGACCAGUUCCUGGUGGUGGCUCGGGCUGUGGGGACGUUUGCCCGGGCUCUGGACUGCAGCAGCUCCAUCCGCCAGCCCAGCCUGCACAUGAGCGCGGCCGCGGCCUCCCGAGACAUCACCCUGUUCCACGCCAUGGACACGCUGCAGAGGAACGGCUACGACCUGGCGCGGGCCAUGGCCACGCUGGUGCCGCAGGGGGGGCCGGUGCUGUGCCGGGACGAGAUGGAGGAGUGGUCGGCCUCCGAGGCCAUGCUCUUCGAGGAAGCCCUGGAGAAGUACGGGAAGGACUUCAACGACAUCCGGCAGGAUUUUCUGCCCUGGAAGUCGCUGGCCAGCAUCGUGCAGUUCUACUACAUGUGGAAAACCACGGACCGCUACAUCCAGCAGAAGAGGCUGAAGGCAGCGGAGGCCGACAGCAAACUGAAGCAAGUCUACAUCCCCACCUACACCAAACCCAACCCCAACCAGAUCAUCUCGGUGGGCUCCAAACCCGGCGUCAACGGGGCCGGCUUCCAGAAAGGGCUGAGCUGCGAGAGCUGCCACAGUCAGUGCGGGCUGGGGGGGCCCUGGGGGG